Messenger RNA from Pangasianodon hypophthalmus (striped catfish), 5240 nucleotides. It is a transcript of the gene lrrc47, whose product is annotated as leucine rich repeat containing 47. Bases 41 to 1732 code for a protein of 563 amino acids. NCBI's taxonomy places the organism in Eukaryota, Metazoa, Chordata, Actinopteri, Siluriformes, Pangasiidae. The record is from RefSeq and is a predicted model, not a curated record. Gene Ontology annotation, molecular function: RNA binding; phenylalanine-tRNA ligase activity; protein binding. The transcript has 7 exons. Gene Ontology annotation, biological process: phenylalanyl-tRNA aminoacylation.
CAGUUUCUUACUCUUUCCGGUGUUGCGUUUGUUUGGCAAUAUGGCGGCAGAGAACUUGGCUGUUUGGCCCGAAAUUGAAAAGGUAGAAAAAGAAAACAGAAGAGAGUUGGUUCUUCAAGGUGGAGCAGUCGAUGAGAAGAUAAAGAAAAGCGGCGGGAUUCAUCAGAGACUUUAUUCACUAAACCUCCUCAAUUACCUGGAAAUCAGUCAGUGUCCGAGUCUGCAUGAGCUCCAUGAAAACAUUAAAAACCUGUCUCACCUGCAGAGCCUCGUCCUCUGCAGGAACAAGAUCUCCUCAGUGCCCAGGAGCAUCGGAGAGCUGAAAUGGCUGAAAGUCUUGGACUUGUCAGUGAACGAGCUGCAGGCUUUACCGGAGGAGAUCUGUUGUCUCAGCGAGCUCACCACGCUGAAUGUGAGCUGUAACAGCAUCGCGGCUCUUCCGGACGGGUUAAGCCGCUGCACCAAGCUGUGCAGCAUCAACGUGGGGAAGAACGCGCUGGUGUGUCUUCCUGAAGACCUGUUCUCCCCCAAACUGGAGCUGCUUAACACUGUCAUAGCGUCAGAAAACAUCAUCGAGCAAUUAAGCAGUGACAUCCACAACCUGCCGGCGCUGAAGGUGUUGGACCUUUCCAGCAACAAGCUCAGUGAGAUCCCAUUCAAGCUGGCUGACUGCCCCAAGCUGAAGGACAUCAACUUCAAAGGAAACAAGCUGAAGGACAAGCGGCUGGAGAAGAUGGUGAACGGCUGCCAGACUAAGUCGGUGUUGGACUACCUGAGAGUAGGGGGCCGAGGGAAAGGAAAGGGCAAGCAGCUUGACACAGAUGGUGCUGAGCAGAGUGACAGGAAUCGGAAUGUCUCCAAAAAGAAGAAUGCUGCUAAACAGAGGGAUAAAAAGGAGGAAGAUGCAGUGGAUGAGUUGCAGAAAAUGGUUGUUAAAAUCCUUCAUGUAUCUGAUUCCCCCUCUGCCAUAACGGUGAAAGUCUCUCCUCAGGUGAAAGACGUGAGGCCGUAUAUAGUAUGCUGCAUCGUUAAAGGGAUGAACCUGAAACCAGGGAAUGCCCUCAAGAGGUUCUUAGCAGCUCAGACCAAACUUCAUGAUGACAUUUGUGCCAAACGGACAACAGCUACUAUUGCAACUCAUGACCUGAGCUCACUGAAAGCCCCUCUACAGUAUGAUGCCAGACCUCCUGAGGAUCUGAAGAUAGUUCCUCUGGGUCGUAAAGAGAUGAAGGCCGGUAACCUCCUAAGGAUGCUCCAGCAAGAGGCAGAUGAGCAGAGGAAACAGAAAAAACGGCAGAAUGUGUCAGGCCUUCACAAGUACCUUCAGCUGUUGGAUGGGAAAGAUCAUUACCCUUGCCUGGUUGAUGCUGAUGGUCAUGUGAUCUCAUUCCCUCCAAUCACAAACAGUGAGAGGACAAAGAUAAAAAAGACUACAAGUGAGCUUCUCCUAGAGGUCACAAGCGCUACGAGUUUACAAACUUGUAAGGACGUCAUGGACAUGCUCAUUAUAAAAAUGGCGGAGCUGAAUAAGUUUACCUUUGACAACAGAGAGGAGACCUGUUCAGAUGACGAGACAGUCUCAGACUCUAACCCAGCGACAGACAGCUUAGCUUCACCUGAGUUGAGUGUGGUGCAGGUGAAGGUGGUGGACAUGGAGGGCAAUCUGAAGGUCUUGUACCCGUCUAAAACUGACCUGAAUUCUGAUGUCAGCCAUCUGAACAUCAUCCGGUAACCAGCUUCAACAGACAAGCCGUGAAUACUGUGUGAAACUAGUAGCUGUAUAAAUAAGACCAGUAUCACUAUGUGUGUGUGUGUGUAUAUAUGUGUGUGCAUAUAUAUAUAUAUAUAUAUAUAUAUAUAUAUAUAUAUAUAUAUAUAUAUAUAUAUAUAUAUAUAUACACACACACACAUAUAAUAUGCUGUAAAUUGUCAGUACCUUUCAUACUCAGUUUUAAAACAAUAAUUAUGGUCAUUUGCAAAAGUUUGCAUCCACAUGGUUUCUGGGUGGAAAAAGUGAAACUCUAUUUUGUGAUUUGUUGAUCAAAACCAUUAUUCCAAGAUGGCAUGUAUUCUGCAGAAAGAGAACAAUACAACAACAAUGAGAACAGCAAGGUGUCACAGCAUUGCUGGCUCACAGCUUCAUGGUCCCGUGUUUGAUCCGGAGCUCAGGUUACUGGCUGUGUAAAGUUUCUGAGCAUGAGCUCCCCUUAUCCGCAUGGUUUUCCUCUGGGUUCUCUGGUUUUCUCCCACCUCUCAACAGCUUGCUAGUCAGUGGAUUGGCUAAGAUAGAAAGAAUGUGUGUGCGUGGUGCUCUGUGAUGGACUGACGUCCCAUACCAGUGUUCCUGGGACGGGAUCCAGACCCACUGCAACUCAGAUCAACAUAAAACGCUUACUGAAGUGAGUGAGUUUUGCCAUGAGCCUCCCUGUCUCCAGCCAUGAUUUAAAGAACAUCUGACAUGGUUAAACCUGAUGAGGGGGCCAAAUGUUACACCUGGAGGAUCCAAAGGCUGCUCAAGUUAUUAGAGAAUAUCUGUGUGAGAUUAGGAAAGGAAAUCCAAAUUUUUUCUCUGAUAUCAUUUUGUUAUUGAGGAUCUGUGAAACCUAACAUACUAAAUAGCUGCUAUAAACCUUUACCUUUUUUAUUCAGAAUUUUGAUGACUUUUGCACUUGACUAUAAUUAUAAAGUUUUUCCAUUAAAAAACCCAUAUCUCUCUUUCUGAUUUUGAAUAACAGAUUUUGUACUUAAUUUCCACAUCUUAAAAUGGUUUAUCCUUAUGCCGUUUAAGCCGUUCAUUACAAAAGGAAUAAAGCAACAGCUAUUAGUAUGUUUAAAACACUUGAUACAGCACUUACAUCACGAAAUAAAUUAGAAUUGAUAUCCAUUGCUGGUUUAUUUCUUUGCUUUUCACUUGCUGUUUUAACUUUUGAUGAAUGCAAGCAUAUUAAACAGAAUCACAGGUCAAAGCCAGCUUCUAUUUCAGGUGACUAUAGAGAUUGUCUUGCAAACCAUUACAUAAUGCCUGUUAAGGUUCAUAUUGCAUAAACCUCAAAAAGCCACACACACACUGAAAAUCUAAUUAAGGUGAUAACCACCUAAUGCUUUUCUUUCUUCUUAAAAUACACAUUAAAAUCUUUAUUUAAAUUGGAGGAGGAUCACUGAUCAGCUCAGGUUUGUUUGGUGAUUCAUGGCUCGCUGUGAAAGCACUGGAUAAGGUUACAGAUCAAAUGACUGGUGGCAGACUAGAUACAUGAAGCUGAUGGGGCAAGAGAUAUAAAACAUGAGAAGGGAGCUCCAGACAAGACUUUGGCUCACAUCAUGCCACCCAACACAUAAAGCAUUCCUGACUAUCUAUAGAUAUAUAUAUAAGCAAGCUAUGAGGACCAUUCAAGCAGCUAAUCAUCUAAUAAGGAAGCAAGCCUGGGACAGAAAGACAAGAUGGACUUGGAACAAACCUGAGGAAGAUCCAGAAGUCCAGGACGGACAUUUUAAGCAGCUUGACUCCGCAAAGGAGGGCAGUCACUCUGCGUACAGGUUUGCACCUGUAACACUGAAUGGAACUUCUCGACCAUUAGGGAAACACAGCAGCAAAGCUCAAGAUUUCCUCCUGAAACCUCGACAAGUGGUGUUGCAAAACACACAGGAAGACAAAACUAAAGAAGGCGAUGUGAACGCGCUUAUCACAAGCAAGUCACUGCCUCCGAUAUGUGGUUCAAGAGUACGUUCAGUACGUGGAGCAAAAAGUUGCGCAUCAAGUCAGCCUGCUUUACAAACGGAUAAGAAAGCAGGCGUAUCAUCUAACGGUGCAAGAAGUGUGAGGACAUUAAUAUGUAGGCAAAAGGAGAGAGCUCAGUUAACCAGCACAGUGGACAUGAUCUGCAGAAGUCUGGCUCCAUUCAGAGUGACCGAGUGCACUCAGGAUUCAGAGAGUCCUCCUCUACGGAGAGGGGAGAAGAAGAGGGCAUGGAUGAAGCCUUCAGUUACGACACAUACCCAUUCCAGUAGGCAUCUAGGUUUCGAAAAGAAGAACUUAAGCUCCAAUGACAGUGGAGUGAUAACAGAAAGGAUUAAGGACUCGGUGAGCAUGUUUGAGACCAAUCGGCACUCACAGCCACUCUCAGACUCGGCCAUUGAGACAGGAACUCAGAGCUCACACAGAAAGAGAGGAGAGGAGAGGAACAGAGGGAUGGAGGAUGAAGAGGAGGUAUAUUAUACCACUAAGAUGAUUGCGGAGUGGAUAAUCAGAGUAAACGCAAGUCUCUUCUCCCCAUUCAAGGAUGAGUUGAAUAAAACACAUCUCAAGGAGGAAGACGUGGACACUAUUAAAAUUAUCUAUGGCCAGGACUAAAGGGAAAUUUAAUCUUAGCUUUGCAAUAACAAAGGUAUCAGAUCUCAAUUUUCACUGAAAGAUAGGGAAAAGGCCACUAGGUUUUUUUUUUUUUCUUUUUUCUUUUUUUUUUUUUUCUUCAACUGCCCAGUUUUGGUGAACCUCUGCUCACUGUAGCCUCAGAUUCUUGCUCCUGGUUGACAGGAGUGAAACCCAUUGUGGUCUUCUGCUGUUGUAGCCCAUCCGCCUCAAGGUUUGGUAUGUUAUGCAAUCUGAGAUGCUGUGAUGCUUUUCUGCUCCUCACGGGUGUAAAGAGUGGUUAUUUGAGUUACUGUAGACUUCUCAUCAGAUCGAAUCAGUCUGGUCAUUCUGCGGUGACCUCUAGCUUAUCAACAAGGCAUUUUCCCCCCUGCAGAACCACGCUCACUGGAUGUUUUUUUGUUUUUCACACCAUUCUAUGUAAACUCUAGAGCCUGUUGUGCAUGAAAACCCCAGGGGAUCAGCAGUUUCCAAAAUACUCAAAGCAGCCCAUCAGGCAUCAACAACCAUGCCACGGUUGAAGUCACUGAGAUCAUAUUUUUCCUCAUUCUGAUGUUUGUUGUGAACAUUAACUGAAGCGCUUGACUCUAAAAUCUGCAUGAUUGCAUGAAUGAACAGGCCUACAGGUGUUCCUAAUAAAGUGGUUGGUGAGUGUGCUGUCAUAUAUAAUACUGUACUCAUACAUGCACUUAUAUAUUAUCAUGUAGUGAUGUGUAUUUUACUGAGACAUGUAAAGAAUGGUCCAUGUUAUUUACCAUGGAGUAAAAAAAAAUGAUAGUCAAGAUUAAUAUAAGAAGAAAUGUUUAUUUAACAAUUAUGGAAGGAGGAGCCAGUGUCAGAGCUGUGUAAAGGUCAAAUAAAGCUGUAAAACUGU